Messenger RNA from Macaca mulatta (Rhesus monkey), 2792 nucleotides. RefSeq names its product cAMP responsive element binding protein 3 like 4 (gene CREB3L4). Gene Ontology annotation, biological process: regulation of transcription by RNA polymerase II. Gene Ontology annotation, molecular function: RNA polymerase II cis-regulatory region sequence-specific DNA binding; DNA-binding transcription factor activity, RNA polymerase II-specific. Gene Ontology annotation, cellular component: nucleus. The record is from RefSeq and is marked provisional. NCBI's taxonomy places the organism in Eukaryota, Metazoa, Chordata, Mammalia, Primates, Cercopithecidae.
CAGAACAGAAGCAUGGAUCUCGGUAUCCCUGACCUGCUGGACGCGUGGCUGGAGCCCCCAGAGGAUAUCUUCUCGACAGGAUCCGUCCUGGAGUUGGGACUCCACUGCCCCCCUCCAGAGGUUCCGGUGACUAGGCUACAGGAACAGGGACUGCAAGGCUGGAAGUCCGGUGGGGACCAUGGCUGUGGCCUUCAAGAGAGUGAGCCUGAAGAUUUCUUGAAGCUUUUCAUUGAUCCCAAUGAGGUGUACCGCUCAGAAGCAUCUCCUGGCAAUGACAGUGGCACCUCUGAGGACCCCUGCCGUCCAGACAGUCCCCCUGCCCCCAGGGCAACCAGUUCUCCUACGCUCUAUGAAGUUGUCUAUGAGGCAGGGGCCCUGGAGAGGAUGCAGGGGGAAACUGGGCCAACUGUAGGCCUCAUCUCCAUCCAGCUAGAUCAGUGGAGCCCAGCAUUUAUGGUACCUGAUUCCUGCAUGGUCAGUGAGCUGCCCUUUGAUGCUCAUGCCCACAUCUUGCCCAGAGCAGGCACCUUAGCCCCAGUGCCUUGUACAACCCUGCUGCCCUGUCAAACCCUGUUCCUGACGGAUGAGGAGAAGCGUCUGCUGGGGCAGGAAGGGGUUUCUCUGCCCUCUCACCUGCCCCUCACCAAGGCAGAGGAGAGGGUCCUCAAGAAGGUCAGGAGGAAAAUCCGUAACAAGCAGUCAGCUCAGGACAGUCGGCGGCGGAAGAAGGAGUACAUUGAUGGGCUGGAGAGCAGGGUGGCAGCCUGUUCUGCACAGAACCAAGAAUUACAGAAAAAAGUCCAGGAGCUGGAGAGGCACAAUAUCUCCUUGGUAGCUCAGCUCCGCCAGCUGCAGACGCUAAUUGCUCAAACUUCCAACAAAGCCGCCCAGACCAGCACUUGUGUUCUGAUUCUUCUUUUUUCCCUGGCUCUCAUCAUCCUGCCCAGCUUCAGUCCAUUCCAGGGUCGACCAGAAGCUGGGCCUGAGGAUUACCAGCCUCACGGAGUGACUUCCAGAAAUAUCCUGACCCACAAGGACAUAACAGAAAAUCUGGAGACCCAAGUGGUAGAGUCCAGACUGAGGGAGCCACCUGAAGCCAAGGAUGCAAAUGACUCAACAAGGACACUGCUUGAGAAGAUGGGAGGGAAGCCAAGACCCAGUGGGCGCAUCGGGACCGUGCUGCAUGCAGAUGAGAUGUGAGCUGGAACACACCUUCCUGGCCCACUUGCUGAUCACAAGGAAUCCUGGGCUUCCUUACGGCUUUGCUUCCCACUGGGAUUCCUACUUAGGUGUCUGCCCUCAGGAAUCCAGAUCACUUCAGGACACCCCAAGAGAUGUCCUUUAGUCUCUCUCUGCCUUAGGCCCAGUCUGCAUUUGUUUGCAUAUAUGAGAGGGUACCUCAAAUACUUUUGUUAUGUAUCUAUGAUUUUAUUUCUUCUUUGGGGAUAGGGUUGAGGGGAAAUAAGUUUUGAGUGAUAAAUAAACGUUUUAACUGAAAUUGUAUCCCAGAAGUCUCAUAUAAGUAGUAGAAGAGGGGGAAAACAAGGGAGAAGUGGUGGGGAAGACUUGGUAGAUUAGGGCCUUAAGUAGCCACCUCCUUUCCCUCUCUGCCCCCAUGACUUCCUGCUCCAAGUUACAGAAGGGAAGGAAACCAUUUUACUCUUUUUAUUCUGCUCAUUAAUGAUCUGAAAGAAGAGGACGGGGAAAAGGGGAUUCCACCACAAGGCUCCAAAGAACCAAGAGUGCAAAUCAGUCCAUUUCACUUUCACUGUCUGAGAUUGGGUCUCUAAGACCCAGGAUAAAAGGGUGGAAUGUAGCUAUAUGGACUCAAUUUGCUUCCGGACCUUUUCCAGAGCCUUUCUGUCCAGUUGUCGCUGACGAAUGAUGACAAGACAAGCGAAGAUCAGGGCCACAAACACAACAGCCCCUUCGAACUUCCAGAAUAAGUGUUGUUCCAUCAAAGCUGAGCGGCAGCUUUUGAACUCAAUUCUCUUAGAUGAGCUGCAUGUGAUUUUCUCUACAUACCCUGUGGGACCACACUCAGGGGUAGUUUUAGCCUGGAAAUUAGAGCAUGGAGAGCACUCUGUUGUUACCACAAACUCUUCCACCAGCCAACAUGGCAAAUUUGAGGUGCUCGCUGACAGCUUCUCCUCCUGCACGGGAGCCUCUGCUUGACAGAGCUUUAAGGUGAAAGCACAGAGCAACCAGCAGAGGUGGCGGCCCUGGGGGAGGCCAUGCCUCCCGGAGCCCGCAGGCAUGGAGCGCUAAGUGUCGCACCUGUCGGAACAGAGGGACCUACUCCGCAGGCCUCGUGCCUCCGUCAGAGCGCAGAGGCGGCACUUACUCUGCAGCCCUCCCAGAGGUUCCAGGUCAGGGCAGGGAAGGCCGAAGUUGCCUGUCGGAGCAGAGGAUCUUUCGGGACGUCCCCGUUGCCACAGCGAGAAAAAUCGAUUACGCGUUUGUGGGCUAGGAAGGCGAGCGCCUUCUGCGGGGUCCACAGGGCGCUGGAGGAAGGGCCGGCGGGGGCGCACGGCCCUAGCGCCCGCUCACCUCCGCUCCCGCCCCCGACGCAGCCAUCUAGCCCCGUGGAUGAUCCUCGGGCGCUGGCCCGAGCUGGGGGCCCGGUGUUCCCGGGCGCGUUCCGUCGUAGCCCGCUGGGGCUUGUAGUCUUCCGCGGUCGGUGGCGCCUCGCCUGCUGGGAAUUAGCUCGGCGCCCCGUUGCAUUGUGGUCCCGGUAGUCUUUGCGAGAAUAGCAAAUGGCGGUUGCGGAGGCUCGUCUGGAUUCUUGGCUC